Messenger RNA from Jatropha curcas, 1232 nucleotides. Lineage: Eukaryota; Viridiplantae; Streptophyta; Magnoliopsida; Malpighiales; Euphorbiaceae. The record is from RefSeq and is a predicted model, not a curated record.
AUGGCACACAAUUCACAAAGCUUCAACUCCAAGGGAAAGCGAGUUGCUCAAAGCGUGGAAGAAAUUGAUUCAAACGAUCCAUUGAUUAGUUUUUCACCACAAUUUAAUGAUGAAAUUCAAUAUCAAACUCUAGUUGAGGAGAGUUAUACUCGUCGUCAUUCACCACAAGAAGAAGCAACAUCUCCUAAUAUUUCAAUAGGUAAACCACCGAAAUCAGAUAUUUUCAAGAAGCACUUUGCAAAAAUUGUUCAAGAUAACAGAGAAAUCAAUGCGGUUCGUGAUAUUUUCUCGAAAGCCACUGCUGCAGCACCAUGCCUUCUCUUUUUUGAUGAAUUUGAUUCCAUUGCCCCAAAAAGAGGGCAUGACAAUACUGGUGUUACUGAUCGUGUUGUUAAUCAAUUUCUCACUGAAUUAGACGGUGUUGAAGUAUUAACUGGUGUAUUCGUAUUUGCUGCAACAAGUAGACCAGAUCUACUUGAUGCUGCAUUGCUCAGACCUGGUAGGUUAGAUCGUCUUCUUUUCUGCGAUUUUCCAUCUCAGCAGGAGAGGUUAGACAUCCUUACGGUUCUUUCCCGAAAGCUACCGAUGGACAGUGAUGUUGACUUAGAUGCCAUCGCAUGUAUGACAGAAGGAUUUAGUGGAGCUGACCUACAAGCUCUUCUAUCAGAUGCACAACUUGCGGCAGUUCAUGAACAUCUGAGUGCAGACAGCAGCAAACAUGGGAAAAUGCCAGUCAUAACUGAUGCCUUGUUGAAGUCCAUUGCUUCCAAAGCAAGACCAUCCAUUUCUGAAUCUGAGAAGCGGAGACUAUAUGGUAUUUAUAACCAGUUCUUGGAUUCAAAGAAAUCUGCUGCCGCCCAGGUCCCUCUCUCUCAUCACAUUUUCAUGUGCUUGCAAGAGGGAGCAAGACGGAAGAGGAGAAAUCAAUUUUAUUUACUUCCAACGCUACCGUUUCGACUUAGCUAAUUUGACUGGUGUUCUUAGAGGCUGAGUCCAGCAUGGUUCAGCAUAAUACCAGGCCCAACUCGAACCGAAAAUGCUUCCCUCCUACCUUGUGAUUUUCCUCUCAAAAAUUAUGAGAUUAUUACGAGUUCAAUAUUUCAACCUAAUUGAAAAAAGUUCUAAAGAAAAGCAGUGGUGCCGUACAAGAUCCUCCUUUUGAUUUAAGAAAAGCAACGCAAAACUAACGAUCAUAGCAUGUCUAUGGAUUGACAAUGUUUAAUUUCAAAUUA